This is a messenger RNA of Monopterus albus (swamp eel), 2234 nucleotides long. Its product is annotated as toll-like receptor 13. The record is from RefSeq and is a predicted model, not a curated record. Bases 26 to 2023 code for a protein of 665 amino acids. Gene Ontology annotation, biological process: signal transduction. NCBI's taxonomy places the organism in Eukaryota, Metazoa, Chordata, Actinopteri, Synbranchiformes, Synbranchidae. Gene Ontology annotation, molecular function: signaling receptor activity; protein binding. Gene Ontology annotation, cellular component: plasma membrane. The transcript has 4 exons.
AAACUCCUCACUUAGGACGCUGAGGAUGAAUGCAAUGAAACACAGCCUCACAGCGCUAAUCAACAUUUCCUGCACCAUCCCAACAAUGUCCAACUUACAGCUCCGCUAUUACAAGCUCAGAUCGGUCAGUUCAACUAUGUUUACAUUGUGUAUUUAUGUAACAGAGCUAGAUUUAACACAGAAUCGCAUACAAAUCAUCCACAUCAAUGCCUUCAGAUCUCUUCCGGGUCUGAGAAUCUUAAGUCUGAGUCAGAACAAGCUUUCAUCUGUUCCAGUUGCAAUAAGGAACCUUCCAACUCUUAGAGAGUUGAAUCUCAGUGCUAAUAACAUCAGUAGACUUGGAUGUGAUGACUUUGCCAAUCAAACCAUGCUCAGACAGCUUAGCCUUUAUAACAACAUGAUCUCAGCUCUAAAUGAGUGUGUUUUCAAGGAUUUAAUACGAUUACAAGUUUUAAAGCUACAAACCAAUCACAUUUACAAAUUAAAUGGUGCUUUCCAAAGACAUUUACCGAAUGUUAGACAACUGUAUUUGAAUGCAAAUAAACUGACUAAUAUUAAAUACGGAGAGUUUAAGGGUUUACACUCCCUCCAAAACCUGUCAUUACAUGACAACCAAAUAAAAACACUUGAAAAGGGGUGUUUUAUUGGACUGACGAAUCUUACCGAUAUGUUACUACAGAAGAAUCUUAUUACACAAAAAGCAUUAAAUAACGGUAGCUUCAAUGAUCUGAUCAGUUUAAGAAGACUAGAUUUUAGAGAUAACUAUAUUAAAUUUGAAAACGAUUCACUUUUGCCUAAUCCACCAUUUUCUCAGCUGUCAUGUCUGGAGACCUUGGCUAUUCCUUCACAACAUGGCAAAGGGACAUCCAAAUUGCCUCGCAACCUCCUGCAAGGCUUGACAAAUCUGAUAGAGUUCAGUGCCAGGGACAUUCAACUUAUAUUCUUGCACAAAGACAUGUUGAUUUACACUCCUCAGCUGCAAACACUUGACAUUAGCUCAAAUGACCGCAUGAAUCACAGUCUAGAUUUGUUCUCUCAAGUUCGAAACCUUAAAAGUCUCUACAUAUCUAGAACAAGUCUUCAGUCUCUAGACUUUCUUAUAGGUGCCAACCUUACCAAGCUGGAGUUUUUACAGGCAAGAAGAAAUCAAUACUCAGUUAUCAGUGAAGAAAUAAUAAAGUCUGUACCAGCUCUUGUUUAUAUGGAUCUUCAAGGCAACAGUUUUACCUGUGACUGUAAUAAUGCCUGGUUCCUCAAAUGGGCAGAAGACAACAACCAAACCCAAGUUUUUGAUGCCUUCAACUUUGUUUGCAACUUUCCUCUGGACCUCAAAGGUAUGAAACUGUUGGACCUUGACAUCCGGUCUUGCUCAGUAGACACUGAUUUCAUCUGCUUUAUCUCCACCACAUCUAUGACUCUCUUUUUUAUGGUGGUGUCCUUCACCUACCAUUUCCUGAGGUGGCAGUUGGCCUACGCCUACUAUCUCUUCUUAGCUUUGCUCGUUGACACAAAGCAUAAAAACAAGCAGGCUCCUCAUCAGUAUGAUGCCUUCAUCUCCUACAAUAUCCAUGAUGAACCAUGGGUCAUCGGAGAGCUGGUACCGAAACUGGAGGAAGAGCAGGGCUGGAGACUGUGUCUGCACCAUCGAGACUUCGAACCAGGUAAACCCAUCAUAGACAACAUUACAGAUGCCAUCUAUGGAAGCAGGAAGACCAUCUGUGUGAUCAGUCGCAGAUACCUUGAGAGUGAGUGGUGCUCCAGAGAGAUCCAGGUGGCCAGCUUCCGUCUGUUCGAUGAGCAGAAAGACGUGCUGAUUCUGGUGUUUCUGGACGAGAUCCCAACUGCUCUGUUGUCUCCUUACUACCGCAUGAGGAGACUGCUGAAGAGGAAGACCUACCUGAGUUGGCCUCAAGCCGGAGAGAACACUAAGGUGUUCUGGGAGAAACUUUGCCAGGCUCUGAAGACCAGAGAAGAUGUUGGUGGGGACAGGCUCCUCCUCACUGUUGGGGACAGACCAUCAUAGACAUGAAACACAGUCCUCUUUCUGUGUCAGUUACAGAGAUGGACAGACUGACUGCUCCCACAAGUGAAACCACUGCAAAUCGAUCGCCCCCUGGUGCCUGGUUGCAGUAUGGGUCAUAAAUCCCACCGCCUCCACGGUAGUGGACGGGGUUGUGAGCCAAAAUAAAAACUCAAAGUACAAAUGAAAUACAUUUUUCCCAGAGGUUAUUUCU